Messenger RNA from Sinocyclocheilus anshuiensis, 494 nucleotides. Its product is annotated as DNA-directed RNA polymerase I subunit RPA12-like. The record is from RefSeq and is a predicted model, not a curated record. NCBI's taxonomy places the organism in Eukaryota, Metazoa, Chordata, Actinopteri, Cypriniformes, Cyprinidae. Gene Ontology annotation, molecular function: zinc ion binding; nucleic acid binding. Gene Ontology annotation, cellular component: RNA polymerase I complex. Gene Ontology annotation, biological process: termination of RNA polymerase I transcription; DNA-templated transcription. The transcript has 5 exons. Bases 85 to 441 code for a protein of 118 amino acids.
UAUAGACAAGAAAUCUGGUCAUUGUUAUUGAAACUAGCGAAGAUAUUGCACGUUUAAGGCCGUUGUGUUUGAGCUUUAAUAAAAAUGUCAUGUUUUAGUGGUGAUCUCAACUUUUGCCCGGAAUGUGGGAAUAUUCUUCCAGUGCCUGGCAGGGAAAAUACCAUUACCUGCCCACGGUGCUCUUUCAAAAUCCCUGUUCGAGAAUUCACAGGUCAAGUUAUUAAAUCAUCAGUGGUGUUUAAUCCUCUGGAUCAGAUCUCCAGCACUGUUGACAGCGAAGAGGCUGCUGAAUUGAAGGGGCCAGUGAUUGACAGGAGAUGUUCCCGCUGUAAUAAAGAAGGGAUGGUUUAUCACACAAGACAGAUGAGAUCUGCAGAUGAAGGACAGACGGUCUUCUUCACAUGCAUACACUGCAGGUUCCAAGAAAAGGAAGAUUCGUGAGAAAAUUGCUGCUGCUGUUGGCAUUUGCAUUGAUUUUUUAUCAGAAUUUAAAU